UGCUUCUUUCUCCCCACGCCAACCCGACACCGCGCGGUCGGCUCGGCUCGGCCAUCGCCAUCCCCGCCAGCAGCUCCCGUGCCGCUCGAGAUCCCCGCGCCAUGACGGUCGGCGUCGCUCUCUUGCUCGACCUCACCUCCCGCCUGCCCCGCGCCGGGGCGUCCGCCGCCGCGCAAUCCCACCACGGCCUCUCCGCCGCCGCCUUCGCCGCGACUGCCGCGGCCGCGUUCUCGUCCUCCGGGGUGCCCCUCUCCGCGCGCCACCUCUUCGGUUUUCAUGGGUUUACUGUUGCUCAUUGUGAUGCUGGCACAACUGCUGUAUGGAAUGAUGGUUCUGAUGAACUUGUUAAUGAGCUUAAUACCAAGAUUCUUGACUCCAUGCAAUAUGCAAGAAAAGACUACUUCCAAAACACAACAAAGGAAUACCCUUCAGAGCUGAAGCCACUCUUUUCUGCCUUUGGGUUGAAAAAUUUUACUAUCACAACCCUAAGGUCUUUUCUGUUAUAUUAUUUGCCACUCAUACAACCUAAACCUCACACUGAUUCUGAGGAUGAGGAUGACGAUCUGCUUCAUGAUGCUCAAGAGAAACCUGUGGAUCUGGUUACUCCCUUCUACAAUUCAGUGAAGCAAAUCAUGCGUGAGACUUCUAUUGUAACGACCAGACGAGUAUUGGAAAGGAUUGUAGUUCGUCAUGUUUCACAAAGAACAGCAUGGAAACUUCUCAAAGAUGCUUCAAAAUCAUCAAAAAGGAAAGCCGGAAGGGGAAUGUCAACUCCACAGUACACAUAUUGUGUUGCCAGAACUACUUUCCGAGCACAUGCACUGGGAGUAUCUGCUGCUUGGGUAGUGCAAUCCAUAAUUGAAGUAUACAGAUGUUUCAUCCGCAAGCCUAGCGAUGACUAUGAAGCACUACCAAGCGACAAUGAUGACCAGUAUUUUGAUAUGAAUAAAUUCAGAUUGUUUGGGAGGAAGAUUUAUGGGAUUACCAUCAAAAGUUGUUUCUCUUUGGUUUUGGCCUCAGUUGGAGCAGGCAUUGGUGCCCUCGUGCAUCCAGUGCAUGGACAAUGGUUUGGUUGUGCCUUGGGAGAUGUUGCAGGGCCAAUUAUUGCUAUAAUUGUUUUUGAGAAGAUGCAGCUGCCACUAUAAGAAACUGGAUUUUUGGGUCCUUUGUGCAAGCAUGGUCUUCAGUCUUCUCUGUGUUUGGAGAUCUCUGAUCUAACUUGAAAGUUCACAGUUGAUGAAUAACAACUUUCACUUCUAUGCUCUAGUUUGGUAGCUUCCUUGGAGAGGGGUCUUGUGAGACUUGAGCAUGUAUUUGCUAAAUUUUGUACUAUCUCAGAUUUUGGAACGAAAGAAUGAAGUUUGUAGAUGAACAUUUUUGUUAAUUGAAUCGGCAUAGUUCAUCACUGUUGUUUCCAUGCACCUAGUAACCAUUGUAUCGAUACUUCAUGCUGGCUGUGGAGGUACCACUGUUCCGGUACUGUAAGCAUUAUAAAUCGACGUGUACCAUUUUUCUGUUC
Molecule: messenger RNA, 1519 nt
Organism: Sorghum bicolor (sorghum)
Lineage: Eukaryota; Viridiplantae; Streptophyta; Magnoliopsida; Poales; Poaceae
Exons: 6
Coding region: 102-1145 (347 amino acids)
Source: RefSeq, a predicted model, not a curated record